Messenger RNA from Daucus carota subsp. sativus, 1392 nucleotides. RefSeq names its product LRR receptor-like serine/threonine-protein kinase ERL1. Bases 1 to 1392 code for a protein of 463 amino acids. The record is from RefSeq and is a predicted model, not a curated record. Lineage: Eukaryota; Viridiplantae; Streptophyta; Magnoliopsida; Apiales; Apiaceae. The transcript has a single exon. Gene Ontology annotation, molecular function: protein binding.
AUGGUACACUUUGAAAAGCCUUCUUAUCACCUUUUAUUUGUAGUAUUUUCUCUACUCUUACUUCCAUCCAGCCUUGCAACAAGAGAAGAAGGAGAAGCUCUAGUGACCUGGAAGAACAGCCUGUCCCCGUCCUCGUUCCUCGAAUCUUGGUCCUCAACCAAUCUCAACAAUCUUUGUAACUGGACUGGCAUUACCUGCAACUCCGAGGCCUCAGUAUCUGAAAUCAACCUUUCACAAAAACAACUCCAAGGAACGCUUGCUGAGUUCCGUUUCAAUUUGCUACCAAGUCUAAAAACUUUUACGAUCAGUAGUAACAACUUCACUGGUCCAAUUCCAUCAGAUAUUGGAAAUUUAACAAAGCUUCAAGACCUCGAUUUUAGCUUUAAUUUUCUCAAUGGUUCUAUACCAUAUCAGGUUAGUCAUCUUCAGAGGUUGCGCGUCUUAGACCUGUCAUAUAAUCUCCUGGAAGCUCCAAAUUGGUCCGAGUUUUCGCCCAUCCCUUCCUUGACUAAACUUUAUCUCAGAUCAAAUAAUCUUGCCUCCAAAUUUCCAGGAUUUAUAUCCAGUUGUCAGAGCCUGACUUAUCUUGAUCUUUCACAUAACUUUAUAACAGGCGAUCUCGCGCAAGAAUCAGUUUUCAACAAAUUGAUAAAUCUUGAGUCCUUCUCUAUUCGUAAUAAUUCUAUUGAGGGGCCGUUUCCACCAAGUAUAUUUUCUCUUUCCAAAUUACGAUUUCUUGACCUAUCAAGAAAUAACUUUUCAGGUUCUAUUCCCCGGAAUAUAGGAUUGCUUCGUCAUCUUGAAUAUCUCAGCUUGUUUUUUAAUUCAUUCGAGGGCAGUAUACCUUCAUCUAUUGGUCUACUUAGGAAGCUUCAAUUACUAGAUAUCGGAUAUAAUUAUUUAAAUUCCAGUAUUCCUCGUGAAAUCGGGCUUUUGACUAAUCUCAGCGAAUUAUAUCUCAAUGUCAAUAGUCUUACUGGCAAAAUUCCUUCUGAGCUCGGCCUCUUGACUAAGCUCAACUAUAUAAUUCUUUUUUCCAAUAAUUUGACCGGAGAUAUUCCAUCUGAAAUCGGAAACCUGAAGCUACUGACUCGGCUUCUCCUCGGGUCUAAUCAUUUGACUGGAUCGGUUGCAGACUCCAUUUCUAAUCUCAGUAAUCUAGAGUUUCUUGGUCUACCUAAUAACAGAUUUUCUGGAAGUAUUCCUAGUGACUUCUGGAAAAAAUAUAAAUCGUUAUUAUACAUCGACUCCAGGAACAACAAUUUGUCAGGAAGCAUUCAGGGAUUUGAUGCUAAUCUGAAUCUUACUUUCAUUAAUCUGAGCGGAAACCAUUUUACAGGUAUACUUUUCACCUUAUUUUACUUCCUCUGUUUUGAAAUAUAUGUCGUUUGA